GGCUCAGAAGAACCCUGUGGAAUAGCCCGAGCACCAGAGAGAUUCCUAUUUCCAUGUCAAGAUGGCCUGUAAAGUGCAUAAAGCUUGAGCGCAAGAUAGCCCAUGAAUUAUUUAACCAGAAAAAACCAUUUAAAAUUGCACAAACCAGCAAAACAAUAGGCCCUUUAAUGGCUGAAUAGACAGAAAAGAAACAGAACUAGUGACCCAUCUUCACUGAGAUUCUGGUUUUUACUCUCCUAUGUCUCACCAAUAGAAAUGGCCACUAUGAAGCAGCAGGAAGUAAAACAACUUUGUUUCCUGAUCUGGGUCGCUUUAUGUACUGGAGUUCCUUCUGUUUUUUGCCAUGAGAGAGACUUCAUAAGCAUUGACUGUGGUGGAACAAGAAACUACACGGAUCCACAGACCGGAUUCGCAUGGGUUUCCGAUACUAGUUUCACUAGAUGGGGUAAAGUGGCUGAAAUCAAGAGCUCAAAUAAAACCAGAGAGCAAUAUCAGAGACUACGAUAUUUUCCAGCUGACAACAAGAAGUAUUGUUAUACCUUGAAUACAGUUGAGAGGAAGCGAUAUAUUGUGAGGGCAACAUUUCUUUAUGGAAAUUUUGAUAAUGGUGAUCCAUACCCCAAUUUCCAGUUAUACUUGGAUGCUACUAGGUGGUCCACUGUAAAAAUCACUGAUGCGUCGAGAAUAUAUAUUGACGAGAUGAUCAUCAGGGCUCCUUCUAGUAAAAUUGAUGUGUGUGUUUGUGAUGCAUCGACUGGUUUUCCAUUCAUAUCUACUCUUGAAUUGAGGCCCUUGAAUGUUUCGAUGUAUGCCACUGAGUAUGAGGAUGAUUUUUUCCUCAGUGUUGCUGCAAGGGUAAACUUUGGUGCUGCUACCGUGGAGGCUAUCAGGUACCCAGAUGACCCUUAUGACCGAAUUUGGGAAUCAGAUUUGAAUAAGAGGCCUAAUUUUCUAGUGGGAGCUGCUCCUGGUACAAUGCGAAUCAAUACUUCAAAGACCAUUGAGGCAAGCAUACGCGAAUUUCCACCAGUGAAAGUGAUGCAAACUGCAGUUAUUGGAACAAAAGGAAUUCUCACUUAUCGGUUAACCCUUGAUGAAUUCCCUGCUAAUGCUCGAGCAUAUGCAUACUUGGCUGAAAUAGAAGAUCUAGGUUACAAUGAAACAAGGAAAUUCACCAUGAAACAACCUCACAUACCUGAAUACAACAAUGCAGUGGUGAAUAUUGUGGAAAAUGCCAAUGGAAGUUAUAUUCUCUAUGAACCGAGUUUCCAGAAUGUGACACUGGAAUUUGUUUUGUUGUUCUCAUUUGAGAAGACUCCGGAUUCUACUCGUGGGCCACUCAUAAAUGCAAUUGAAAUCAACAGAUAUGUCCAAAUUAUCCCAAAAACAAGCACUCAAGAUGCUGCUGCUUUGGAUGCUCUGCGCUCAAUUUCUAUUGGUACUGAUUGGAUGAAUGAAGGAGGGGAUGCAUGUGUUCCAGCUCACUGGUCAUGGCUGGACUGCAACUCUGGCUCACCACCGAGAAUUACAAAAAUCUUUUUGUCUGGGAAGAAUUUAAGUGGCGAAAUGCCAUCUGAAAUUAAGCAAAUGGAUUUCCUGACCGAGUUGUGGUUGAAUGGGAAUUCAUUGACUGGAUCUAUUCCAGGUUUGAGCAAUCUUGUGAGUUUGACUGUUCUGCAUCUAGAGAACAAUAAACUGAGUGGUCACUUGCCUUCUUUUCUGGGUGAAUUACCCAAUUUGAAAGAACUGUAUGUUCAAAAUAACCUUUUAACUGGGGAGAUACCUCCUGCUCUGUUAGCAGGAAAGUUGGCAUUCUACUAUGAUGGUAAUCCUGGACUGACUAGAGGGAGACGGCAUGAGAAGAAUUUCAAAAUAAUUAUUGCCACUUCAGGAACUUUAAUUGUCUGCAUUAUUCUUCUCCUUGGAUUUGUAUUAUUACUGCAUAUUCAUCAAAGAAGGUCUUCAAAGGAUAGUAACUCAGCACGUAUUACGUCAAAACCUUCUACUGCUUAUUCCAUUAUAAGAGAUGGGUCAUUAGUGAGGGACGAAAGCUUGGAAAUAGCUUGCUAUUUCACACUUACAGAGUUGGAAGAGGCAACUGAACAGUUCUCCAGGAAAAUUGGGCAAGGAAGUUUUGGCCCUGUCUAUUAUGGAAAAGUGAAAGAUAGCAAAGAAGUUGCGGUCAAGAUCUUGGCUGCUACCUCUACUCAUGGAACCCAACAAUUUGUGAAUGAGGUCACACUCUUAUCAAGAAUUCAUCAUAGAAACUUGGUUCCCCUGAUUGGGUAUUGUGAAGAAGGCAACCAAAGAAUUUUGGUUUAUGAGUAUAUGCAUAAUGGAACUCUAAGGGAUCACAUACAUGAUCCUAUUAAGCAGAAGAAAUUGGACUGGAUGUCGCGUUUAUAUAUUGCGGAAGAUGCAGCUAAAGGACUUGAGUAUUUGCAUGGUGGUUGCAUCCCAAGCAUAAUCCAUAGGGAUGUGAAGACAAGUAAUAUUCUUUUAGAUAUUAAGAUGAGAGCUAAAGUAUCAGACUUUGGUUUAUCUAGAUGUACUGAUGAAAAUCGUACUCAUAUAUCAAGUGCUGCAAGGGGAACUGUUGGGUACCUUGAUCCUGAGUAUUAUGGAAAUCAACAAUUGACAGAGAGAAGUGAUGUUUAUAGUUUUGGAAUUGUACUCUUGGAGCUAAUCUCUGGUAGAAAGCCUAUCUCUGUUGAAGAUUAUGGCUCUGAUUGGAACAUUGUACAUUGGGCAAGAUCCAGGAUCCGGAAAGGUGCUGUAAAGAGUAUCAUUGAUCCCCAACUCGGGGACAAUAUCAAAAUAGAGUCUGUUUGGAAAAUGGCUGAAAUUGCAAUCCUUAGUGUCGAAUCACACAUGGUCUCUCGACCAACUAUGCAGAGUGUUGUGUUGGCCAUUCAGGAUGCAAUCAAAAUAGAGAAAGAGAGCUUGGAGAUAGCAUCGUGGGAUUCGUCAGUGGAUCUCUCAAAAAGCAUGGACAUGCCAUCAAGUUCCCUUGAUGGUUAUGAUGGCUCUCAUGAAGUUUUGGGCAAAUAUGAUCUCCCAACUGCAAGAUAAGUUGUAGCAUCUUGGGCAACAACUUAGCUCACUUUUGUAAUUCAUGGUGUUUUGCAGUAGACAGAUGAAAGAUGUAUUUACGUAGGUUUUUUUUUGGGUGAAUAGUGUUAACACAGGUUUGAUAUUUUAACAUACAUGAUUUCAGUUCCAUGCAAUAAUGUUGUUCCGUAGAAGUGUUCAUGAUAUUAUGUAUUUUUAUACAAGGAGGUCAUAAUAAAUAUUGACCGUUAAAUGUAGAACCAUCCGAGAAUCGGAUGGUUGGGGAUGUAUAUUGAUUGGGCACAAAGUCCAAAAAAAUAUAUCGAAUAUUGUGACAUGUCAA
Amborella trichopoda is the source of this 3394-nucleotide messenger RNA. RefSeq names its product Leucine-rich repeat protein kinase family protein. Gene Ontology annotation, molecular function: protein kinase activity; ATP binding; protein binding. Lineage: Eukaryota; Viridiplantae; Streptophyta; Magnoliopsida; Amborellales; Amborellaceae. The record is from RefSeq and is a predicted model, not a curated record. Gene Ontology annotation, biological process: protein phosphorylation.